AUGGAGCUCACUUGCAUCAAGAUACUCUACAUCGUUCUUGGCUCCAUUUUGGCUUACAUCACAAGUAUUCUUGGUGCAAGGUACAACUUGUGGCAUAAAAUACUAUUCAAGAUGUGGACACGGUUUAGACGCAUGAAACGGGGCGUGGAGGUGAAACACAUCAAACACAACAACUACAACUUCUCUUAUUUCACUCGAGGGAAGCCUGGAGCCCAGCCAUCCAUACUGAUGCUUCAUGGGUACCUAUUCAGCAAAGACAUGUGGUUAGAUACUCUUAAGUAUAUUCCUGAGGACAUCCAUGUGGUCUGUGUGGACCUUCCUGGUCAUGGGGCAACCACCCGCUUGCUGGGAGACAGCUACAGAGCAUCUGACCAGGCUGAGCGAAUUCAUGAGUUUGUCGAGUGCAUUGGUCUGGGAAAAAAACCCUUCCACCUGGUUGGCUUCUCCAUAGGCGGAAUGAUUGCUGGGGUUUAUGCUGCUCUUUAUCCAUCUUAUGUCCACUGUUUGUCCCUCCUUAGCCCAGGCGGUCUACGGUAUCAAGAAGGUUACAAAAUCGUCCAGCACUUGAGGGAGAUGGAGAUGUCUAUCAAUGUGGGAAGCAAUAAACUCCUUUCUUUGACCAAGAGACAGGCAGAAGAGCUAUUGAAGCUUGGCCUAUACCACCCAAGCGUAUCACAGUUGCAGCAACUUAAAGGAUAUCUUGAUGAAGGUAGACCAGAAACGAUGUUCUUCAUUAAAAACUUUUUAGACCUCUCCAGUGUGGAGUCCAGAUACAGCCUUCAGGACAAUGCAAGCAAGAUCACAGCUCCAACUGAGAUCAUCUGGGGAAAAUGUGACAAGGUACUUGAUUCCUCUGGAGCAGACGUUUUAGCCAAAGCUAUUCCUCAGUGCCAGGUGUACUUAUUGGAUAGAUGUGGACACUUCAUAACCAUAAACAGGCCACAGAAAUCUGCAGAGCUCAUCCUGGAAUUCCACAAUUCAGUUUGUGGCACCAAGAAGACUAACUAG
Messenger RNA from Sphaerodactylus townsendi, 1008 nucleotides. Its product is annotated as monoacylglycerol lipase ABHD6-like. The record is from RefSeq and is a predicted model, not a curated record. The transcript is spliced from 8 exons. Lineage: Eukaryota; Metazoa; Chordata; Lepidosauria; Squamata; Sphaerodactylidae. Gene Ontology annotation, molecular function: catalytic activity. Bases 1 to 1008 code for a protein of 335 amino acids.